AUGAUUUCCUCAAAAGAAUCAAUUCAAAAGGGGGAUAUGAUUCCCAUUUCAUCAAUAAUUGAUAAAAAUAGGGUUAAAAUUGCAAAAGAAAAUAGAGGCAAGAUAAAACUAACUAUUGAGGCUAUUUUAUAUUGUGGCAUGCAAGGCCUAGCACUUCGUGGCCACAAGGAUUCAGGAAGCUUAAAUUUUAAUAAUAAUGAUAACGAAGGUAAUUUCCGUGGACUUUUAAAAUUUAAAGCAUUAGGAGAUCCUGUAUUAAUGGAGAGCCUCAUUAGUACCAAUAAAAAUGCUACUUAUCUCAGCCCUAGGAUACAAAAUGAGAUAAUUGAUAUUUGCAACAAUAUCAUUUUAGAAAAAUUGAUUGUUGAAAUCAAUUCUGCCCCAUGCUUUUCAAUUUUGGCAGAUGAGACCACGGACAUUGCUGGCAUUGAGCAGAUGUCGUUGUGUGCGCGAUAUGUAGAUACUCAUAAAAACAUUAUCAAGGAAAUGUUUCUCCAAUUUAUUCCUAUUUCAAGCAUGACUGGGUCUGCUUUAGCUGAUCUAAAUAUAAAUAUGAUAUGUGGGCAAGGGUAUGAUGGAGCACGUGCAAUGAGUGAACAAUUUAAUGGGCUUCAGGCAUUUAUUAAAAAAAAAUGCCCAACAGCUAUAAAUGUCCACUGUGCUGCCCAUUCACUCAACUUAGAAAUAUCGGAUUCAUGUUCUUUACCAUUGAUAUCAAAUUGCUUAGGUAAAAUAUCUAGCAUCUAUGAGAUGUUUAGAUACCCAAAAUGUCAAAAUAUUUUGAACAGAACUCCUUGCCCAACAAGGAGAAAAAAAUUGCAAAAAGCUUGUCCAACAAGAUGGAGUCUUCGACAUGCAGUAACAGCUUUUAUCGAGUUAGAAGAGCCGAUUAUUAAUGCUCUUACAGAAAUAUCACAAUGGUCUGAAAGAGAUAUUUCUUCAGAAGCAAGCAAAGAGUUUUUGUUCAAGGUAAAAACCUUCCCUGGGUUCAUCAGUGAUUUUACGAAUAAAAGAACCAAGUUCUUUGAAGAAGGUCAAAGCACGGCCACCAAAUGUGGCUAA
Messenger RNA from Gordionus sp. m RMFG-2023, 1062 nucleotides. RefSeq names its product zinc finger MYM-type protein 1-like. The transcript is spliced from 4 exons. Bases 1 to 1062 code for a protein of 353 amino acids. The record is from RefSeq and is a predicted model, not a curated record. NCBI's taxonomy places the organism in Eukaryota, Metazoa, Nematomorpha, Gordioida, Chordodea, Parachordodidae.